Molecule: messenger RNA, 1867 nt
Organism: Cucumis sativus (cucumber)
Lineage: Eukaryota; Viridiplantae; Streptophyta; Magnoliopsida; Cucurbitales; Cucurbitaceae
Product: nuclear envelope-associated protein 2
Exons: 5
Coding region: 437-1564 (375 amino acids)
Source: RefSeq, a predicted model, not a curated record
CAAAUUCAAAAAUAACCCAAUUAAUCUAAAUCAAAUCCAAUGGCUUCCUAAAUUCACUCCUUCACUCUCCGUAAAGCUAAACAAAAAUCAUCGAAAUAUUCCACUGAUUCGUUACCCUAAUCCUUAAUCCUUCUUCACCAAGUGUUAACCCAGAACAACAACAAUCCACCACUUGGCUACUCUACUGUUACUUCUUCUUCUUCUUCUUCUUCAACUACACAAGGGUGGGCCAUUUUGAUUUUACGAUUCCAACUCUUGGGAUUUCUCAUUUCAACUUCAAAAAUGAUGCAUCGCUUUAGGUUUCACACUGCAACCCCGUGAGACCACUUAUUGCGGGUCUCUGAGUUGAACUGCAUAAUUUCUUUGAUGAACUUGCUUAGAUAUAUCUUGAGAGGCAAAUUUCCUUGCGUCGUUCGAUCCAAAUCUUGUUCUCUCGAUGUCUGUUCAAGAGAAAUUUUCUUCGUUGCCAUCAUCAAGUUCUGCUCGAGAGGUUGAUCCAUUGUUGAAGGAUUUGAAUGAGAGGAAGCAGAGCUUCAGGCGAAAUGUUGUGUCGUUGGCGGCAGAGUUGAAGGAGGCUAGAAGCCGUCUUUCGUCUCAAGAACAAUCGUUUGCUAAAGAGACUCAAACAAGGCAGGAAGCAGAGACUAAGGCUAAUAUUAUGGAACAAGAAAUUGGGAGAUUACAUGCGGAAUUGGAAGAAAGGGACGGACAACUCAAGGCUUCUGCAACUACUGCCACCAAGUAUCUCCAUGAGUUGGAUGGAUUAAGAUUACAGCUUGUCGCCACUCAAGCGACUGCUGAUGCGAGUGCUGCAUCAGCUCAAUCUGCACAGAACCAGUGUUUGGUGCUUUUGAAGGAAUUAGACGAAAAGAACACUUCUAUAAAAGAGUACGAAGAUCGAGUAAAAAGGUUAGGAGAACAACUAGACAAUCUACAGAAAGAUCUCCAGGCAAGGGAAUCUUCUCAGAAGCAACUGAAGGAUGAAGUGAUGAGAGUUGAGCAUGAUAUUUUGGAAGCUCUAGCCAAAUCUGGUGUGAGCAAGGAUUGUGAAUUGAGGAAAAUAUUAGAUGAAGUUUCCCCCAGAAAUUUGGAGAAGAUCAAUAAGUUGUUGAUUGCCAAAGAUGAAGAGAUAGCGAAACUCAAAAAUGAAAUCAAGAUGAUGUCUGCUCACUGGAAGCUUAAAACCAAGGAGUUGGAAUCACAAGUAUGCAAACUUAUUUGGCUAUACUGUUACUUCCUUGUAUCAUUUUUCGUAUUCAUUUACACAUUUUCAUUUUCUUAUCAACAGUUGGAGAAACAACGACGAGCCGACCAAGAGUUGAAAAAGAGGGUGUUAAAGCUGGAAUUCUGUCUGCAAGAAGCUCGCACUCAGACGCGGAAACUUCAAAGAAUCGGAGAGCGACGAGAGAAAGCCAUAAAGGAACUGAGAGAUCAGUUGGCAGGAAAACAAGGUGGAGCCUGUUCUGCUGCAGAUGCCGAAAAGCAUAACUUUUGGGAAACCUCAGGGUUCAAGGUCGUGGUUUCGAUGUCGAUGUUGGUAUUGGUAGUAUUUUCUAAGCGAUAAAGUAAAUCAUUAGAAUGUAUAGUAGUAGCAUGGCUAGAAGUCAUUUUAGAGGGCCUUACUACAGUAUAGGAAGUAGAAUGUAGAGGAGAAUUUCGCCCUUAUUCUCCCUUUUUAGCUCUUGGAAAAUGUAGAAGAAAGACCACUAAAAAAAUCUUUAUGCUAACAUGUUAAAGAUUUAUAGUGACAGUGGUAUUUUCUAAAAUCACAGGAAGUGAUUCUGUAUUUAUAUGUAGAGGAUGGUACCUUUUGAUGAAUGGUGCUUCAUCUAAUUUUGUUUUAGAAGUAAAACCUCAUUAACAUCCA